This is a messenger RNA of Pyrus x bretschneideri (Chinese white pear), 1063 nucleotides long. RefSeq names its product adenine phosphoribosyltransferase 5. The transcript is spliced from 7 exons. Gene Ontology annotation, cellular component: cytoplasm; cytosol. Gene Ontology annotation, molecular function: adenine phosphoribosyltransferase activity. NCBI's taxonomy places the organism in Eukaryota, Viridiplantae, Streptophyta, Magnoliopsida, Rosales, Rosaceae. The record is from RefSeq and is a predicted model, not a curated record. Gene Ontology annotation, biological process: adenine salvage. The coding region runs from base 259 to 819 and encodes 186 amino acids.
UAAAUGAAGAAAACAAAGAACCACUAGCCAGCAAUUACUCCAAACACUCACCGAGAGAGAGAGAGAGAAGAAAGAACAAAGAUUUGAGCUUUUCUGUUCAGAUUUUAGGAGGGAAAAUCCGAAAACCCAAAAACCCAAAACCCAUUUGACAUAUAUUUCAACCCAUAAAUUUUCAUAACCCAGAGAGCAGAAUCCAUUCCUUUCGAGUAUUUGUAGAGAGAGAAAGAGAGAAAAACCGGAGAGAGAGAGAGAGAGAGAAUGUUUGCAGCAGAAAAUGGACUGAAAGGAGACCCAAGGCUCCAAGCCAUAUCAGAAGCCAUCAGGGUUGUGCCUCACUUUCCGAAACCAGGGAUAAUGUUUCAAGACAUAACAACAUUGUUGCUUGAUCACAAGGCCUUCAAGCAUGUUGUCGACAUUUUUGUUGAUCGCUACAGAGACAUGGACAUCUCUGUUGUCGCCGGAGUGGAAGCCAGAGGGUUCAUGUUUGGUCCUUCAGUUGCUUUAGCAAUUGGUGCCAAGUUCGUCCCUUUACGUAAACCUAGAAAGUUGCCGGGAGAAGUAAUUUCAGAAGCGUACGAGCUCGAGUAUGGAACCGACUGCCUGGAAAUGCAUGUUGGUGCUGCUCAGCCCGGUGAACGUGCAUUGGUAAUUGAUGAUCUAAUAGCUACCGGUGGGACCUUAUCAGCAGCAAUAAGACUUUUAGAACGUGUUGGGGCUGAAGUGGUCGAAUGUGGAUGCGUUAUUGGGUUGCCUGAGGUUAAGGGACAGUGCAGGCUUAAUGGAAGCCACUCUACAUCCUUGUGGAGCCACGCGAGUUAGAUAACUGCUGUUGAGUUCUGUUGGAGUUGUGCUUGGGUUGACUGCAGAAACAAUGACGCUUCACUUGGGCAAAUGGCCGUGAAUGUUUAGGGUGACUGAGUUCCGCUGCACAAUGCUCGCCAUUCCCUUGUCUCCGUCUCGUGUAGAUUACUAUGUAACAUUAGCCAUUUCGAACAAAAUUCAUGGACGAAUGUUGUUUUCGAGAGAUCGAUUUAUUCUUAAAAUGGGAAACUUCGUUGCUGCA